Molecule: messenger RNA, 1254 nt
Organism: Lates calcarifer (barramundi perch)
Lineage: Eukaryota; Metazoa; Chordata; Actinopteri; Centropomidae
Gene: ndufaf6
Product: NADH:ubiquinone oxidoreductase complex assembly factor 6
Exons: 9
Coding region: 37-1029 (330 amino acids)
Biological process (GO): mitochondrial respiratory chain complex I assembly; biosynthetic process
Cellular component (GO): mitochondrion
Source: RefSeq, a predicted model, not a curated record
UAUAAUGUGACACAAGGUUGAAAGUUGAAGGGGAACAUGGCAGCUGGCAUCAGUAUUAAACAAGGGUUGCUAAGCAGUAAAAUCUCGCUUCAUCACGCUCUUCACAGGAAAAUAUCACCCAACAGUGUGUGUAUACAGAGAGCGGCUGAGAUACAGAGUGUGAGAGCGGCGACCAGCGCGACUGUCGAUUCACAAGACAAUGAAAAGUACUGUCUGGAGCUGGUCAGGUCCAGAGACUAUGACGGCUUCGUGUCCUCCCUCCUCCUCCCAGAGGAGGCACGGCGCUCCUCUUUGGCUCUGAGAGCCUUUAAUGUGGAGCUGGCACAGGUGAAGGACUCAGUUUCCCAGAAGACCAUUGGUCUGAUGCGGAUGCAGUUCUGGAAGACAGCCGUAGAGGAAAUCUACAGAGAUGAUCCUCCGAACCAGCCGGUCGCCGCCGAGCUGUGGAGGGUGAGGAAACAUUACCUGACGAAGAGAUGGCUGCUGAAGAUCAUAACAGAAAGAGAGAAGGACCUGGAUGACAGAGCGUACAGGAACCUUCAGGAGCUGGAGGCGUACUCAGAGAACACACAGUCCUCCUUAAUAUACCUGCUGCUGGAGUGUUUAGGUUUGAAAAACGUCCACGCCGACCACGCCGCGAGUCACAUCGGUAAAGCUCAGGGAAUCGUCACGUGUCUGAGAGCGACUCCUUAUCACAGCAGGAGACGGAAAGUCUACCUGCCCAUGGACAUCUGCAUGCUGCAUGGAGCCUCUCAGGAGGACUUCAUCCGCGGCAGCCGGGAGCCGAACGUCCGGGACGUCGUGUACGACAUCGCCAGUCAGGCCCACGUACAUCUACAACACGCGCGAUCAUUUAGCCACAAUGUUCCAGCAGCUGCCACUCCGGCCUUCCUUCAGACAGUGGUGUUGGAGGACUACCUGCAGAGAGUGAGGAAGGCCGAUUUCGAUGUUUUCCACCCCAGUCUGCAGAACAGAAACCCCCUCAUCCCCAUCCAGCUGUACUUCCGCUCCUGGAAGAAGACCUACUGAUGCCAGUCCUCCAUCCUCCCUCACCUCACCCACCUCCUCCCCCCUUAUCCAGUGAUUCCAGUUUGAAUGACACCUCCGACACCUGCAGGACUGGAGUCCAGAGGCGACGUCACCUCUCUGGGGGAUUCAGCCUGGAGAACACAGUCUAUAAAGGAAUCCAGACUUGUUUGAACCUCAACACUGCCACUGACGUCUGUUUCUUUAUUAAAACACCACAGACACCGA